Amborella trichopoda is the source of this 1211-nucleotide messenger RNA. RefSeq lists its product as uncharacterized. Gene Ontology annotation, cellular component: nucleus. Lineage: Eukaryota; Viridiplantae; Streptophyta; Magnoliopsida; Amborellales; Amborellaceae. Gene Ontology annotation, molecular function: core promoter sequence-specific DNA binding; protein heterodimerization activity; RNA polymerase II general transcription initiation factor activity. The record is from RefSeq and is a predicted model, not a curated record.
GGAGUUACUUUCAUGAUUUAAAAAAAAAAAAAUUUGGGGCUUCACCGAACAAAUAAAAAUAGACGCAGCAGCCCUUGCUUGAGGAUCCGAAAGACGGGGGAUAUGGAGGGGUUACUGUUACAGGGAAUUCAGGCGAAAUCAGAGAUCCGUUCAAAGACAUGAAAACCUGGGAGCUUUCUGCUACUUUAUUACAUCGAUCAGAAUUGUGUCACGAAAUGGGGUGAUUUCUCCAAAAGCCAUGAGGAAGAAGCUCGACACUCGUUUCCCUGCACUGCUUCAGGAAUCGUCACAUUCACCUGUGUAGAAUUGUCGGGGUAUAAAUCACAUAAUUUUUCAAGCUGUUGUCAUACCCAGCUCGUCAGAAAGCCGUAUUUGUGGUCUCGAAUUAAGAAGAUCAUGCAAGCAGAUGAGGAUAUUGGGAAGAUUGCAUUGGCAGUGCCUGUUUUAGUAUCUAAAGCUUUGGAGUUAUUUUUGCAAGAUCUUUGUGGCAGGACAUAUGAAAUAACUCUCCAAAAAGGAGCGAAAACUAUGAACUCUUUGCACCUAAAGCAUUGUGUGCAAAGAUACAAUGUGUUUGAUUUCUUAAGAGACAUAGUGCAAAAGGUACCAGAUUUGGGUGGGUCUGAAGGCAUUGGUGAUGACAGAAGCAUAUUAAGGCGGAGGAAGAACCUAGAGGAAGAUGUCGAAACUGAUGAAGUGAAGAGGGCAAAGGCGGGGAUCCAUCUAAUGAGCAGAAGGGGUCGUGGGAGGGGUGGUAGAGGCAGGGGUAGGGGUAGAGGCAGAGGCAGGGUUAGUGGCAGAGACCGCAUCGACAUUGAAAAUUGCGAGGAUGAUGUAACUGUGUCGACUGAGCAUGACAAACCAUGUGGCGAAGGAGUAAUAUUGGAAGAUGAAACUGAAAGAAAGGAAAACAUAGCCAGCAACACAACUAGCCCUACUGGAAUUAACUUUGAUCUUAACAUGCACGUGAAUGAGCACACUACAGGCAAGCAAAUAACGCAGGACGAUAACCAUGUGGAGUAUCCAGGAUGGUCUCUCCCCGAAAUUGGUAUUGACACAUCUCAGCUUGUUCACUUCGACAAAACAUUUGAGGAGGAUGAGGAUUAUGACAAUGAAGAAGGAUGACGAGGAUCCUUUGGCUUGUAAUUGUGCCCUAGAUUUUGUAAAAUAACAGUACACAUAAAGAUAGCUUUUGACUUUAUUUUGGUAAA